GGUGACCCGCCGCCUCUGGGAAUUCGAGGCCUGGGUCGGGAAGCCGGGGUUCCACGUGGGACUCCGCCGUUAACAGCCCUUAGGAACGAGUGCCUCUGCUCCUCUGCACUUCAUUUCCCCCAAGUGACUAUUCCUGGCUUCCAGGCUGUUGCAGCUCCUCCGGGAGGAGAGUAUUUAAUAGAGAUUGAUGGAAGCAGAAACCAAAACUCUUCCCCUGGAGAACGCAUCCAUCCUGUCAGAGGGUUCCCUACAGGAAGGGCACCGGUUAUGGAUUGGCAACCUGGACCCCAAAAUCACAGAAUACCACCUCCUGAAGCUCCUCCAGAAGUUUGGCACGGUAAAACAGUUUGACUUCCUUUUCCACAAGUCAGGUGCUUUGGAGGGACAGCCCAGAGGGUACUGUUUCGUUAACUUUGAAACCAAGCAGGAAGCAGAACAAGCCAUCCAGUGUCUCAAUGGCAAGCUGGCUCUGUCUAAGAAGCUGGUGGUGCGAUGGGCCCAUGCUCAAGUCAAGAGGUAUGAUCAUAACAAGAAUGAUAAGAUCCUUCCAAUCAGCCUUGAGCCAUCCUCUAGCACUGAGCCCACUCAAUCUAACCUAAGUGUCACUGCAAAGAUAAAAGCCAUUGAAGCAAAACUGAAAAUGAUGGCAGAAAAUCCCGAUGCCGAGUACCCAGCAGCGCCUGUCUAUUCCUACUUUAAGCCACCAGAUAAAAAAAGGACUACUCCUUAUUCUAGAACAGCAUGGAAAUCUCGAAGAUGAUGGUUACGAAUCACUGUAG
Myotis davidii is the source of this 779-nucleotide messenger RNA. RefSeq names its product RNA binding motif protein 18 (gene RBM18). The record is from RefSeq and is a predicted model, not a curated record. Gene Ontology annotation, molecular function: RNA binding. The coding region runs from base 188 to 760 and encodes 190 amino acids. NCBI's taxonomy places the organism in Eukaryota, Metazoa, Chordata, Mammalia, Chiroptera, Vespertilionidae. The transcript is spliced from 6 exons.